Rotaria sp. Silwood2 is the source of this 465-nucleotide messenger RNA. NCBI's taxonomy places the organism in Eukaryota, Metazoa, Rotifera, Eurotatoria, Philodinida, Philodinidae. The record is from the annotation of a GenBank genome assembly.
AUGAUAUCGUAUUUAUUUAUGAUAUUAAUUUCAUUGGCUGCAGUUAAAGGACAAUAUAAGUUUGAAAACUGUGGUACAGCUUCGGAUGUAAUUCAAUUAACACAUCUUGAAAUAAAUCCUCAUCCAAUGAAAAUUCCAAGUUCGGUUAUAUUUUCGCUUCAUGUUGACGCAAGUGCAGAUGUUAUCAGUCCAAUUAAGACAGAAUUUAAAUUAUCAAAAGCAACCUGGAUCGGUAAUAUUCAAGUUCCUUGUACAGAUGGUGUUGGAUCAUGUACUUAUGAUGAUUGGUGUGUUUUUUGUAAAACUUGUUCUUGUCCAAUAUUAGCUGGAAAACAAAUAAUGAACAUGCCAAUGGAAGUAUCAACAUCUGUACCCACUGGAGAAUAUUCAGUUGAAAUUAGAUUAACAUCCAAAACAGGUCAAAAAGGAUGUGUUAAAAUAACAAAGAUCAAAGUUGAAAAAUAA